UGCAGCCGUUGUCCACAGUGUGCACUGUGUUGACAGGUAGCUUGUUGUGUCCUCAAGUUCCCCGCUGUGGUUUGACAAAGCUGACGGCUGCUCGCCAGUACAGGAAGAUGUUCUGUUUGACAGGGAUAUAGACAGUGUCAGCACACUCACAAGCACAGAGAAAUCUCCACUCCCACGCCGUGAAGCCAAGCCCGCCAAGAACUGAGACGGACCUUAACCUAACACUACAUACUCUCUCCUGUUUGAGUUGAUACAGAAAGGAAAUCCUAGACAAACUACUUUUUGUCUUUUAUGUUCCUCUGGAGGAGCUUACCAUGUGAACUACUGGACAUAUUGUUAUGUGAAUAAUGAGGUGUGUUUUGUAGGAGAAUCUGUAUCUGCUGUGACUCAGAAAGUGACAACUUUGCUGGAGGUAUAUAAACUUUAACCUAGAAAUGUGGCCUGAGAAAACACAGUUCAGGUUAUGUCACUGCCAACAUCAGUGUUACCAGUAUAAGCUUGAAUGAAAAAACUGAUUACCUGAGCGACACCUGGAAGUUACCUGUAAUUAAGGAUUGUUCUUCUUGGUGGAGUUUUACCUGUUACAAGUGUAUACAGCUGUGAUUGAUCUUUCUUUGUAAGGUCUCGUUCUUUCUUUCACAGUGACGCAGCCAGUGCUUAAUUGUCAUGUUCUAAUUACUUUACAAAUUUCCUUGAAGUCACUAAUGUCUGUUUUCAAGGAAGCCUAGCUGCAUGUAGCUGGCUUGUUUACAGACUUGUCUGGCAGGUAUCUAAAAAAAAGUAAAAAACACCUUAACAGAAUUAGGUGACCUGUGAUUUGUGCUGGUUUCACUUUCUCUGGGGGAAAAACAAAGGAGUUACAUGUACAUGGAUUUCAGUUUAAUACAGUGUGGGGAAAACUAAGCUUGUUGCAUUGUGAAUGGCAUGAUGCCAGUUGCCAUUAGAAGUACAUGUGGAAUAUGGUUCAUGAGCUGCCUGUGGCAUUGCUCCUGUAUGUAAGUGUCCACAGAGAGGCAUAACACAUGGAGGGUAAAAUGGCAGCGGACACAGGAAAUUUACCUCUGACACGUCGCCAAGCCAUCCGCAGACGAGGCUACAAUUGGAAGAAAGACCAGAGCCCAUGUCGUGUAGGCUCCGAGAACCGGGGACAGCACACGGUCAGGGUGGAGAGACGAAGGCCCAGGUCUGUCCCAGCCACCUCAGCCAGGAUCCCUCUAGGGUCCUCAGUGGAUUUGACUCCUUCCCUUCUGUCCAUGUAUGACAAGAUAACAGCCAAUGGCAGCCAGUCUACCCUCCACAAUGGCAGCCAUGAAGACUUCCCUGCUGAAGUCAGCCCUGAGCAAAAUACCAACGUAAAACUUUUGGCAGACGAGGAAAAACGUCUUUCUGAAACAAUGGAUACGACAGACGCAUCCUCUGGGGCAGGGCUAAAACGCCCACUGAGCGUGGGGUCCACUUCAUCCUCUUCCUCAGCAUCGCAACCCAUGCAGUUUCGCUCCAAACGACCCAACCUUGGGGAAUACGAUGGGACUACAACAACAGCGACAGGUGGUAAACCAACCCUGCUGGCUCUUACAGACUCUCACAUGGGGGAAAUCAGCAAGGAUGACCUACAUGUAGAUGUAUGUGAAGACUGGGCGGGGUCCCAGGAUCCAAAUCACGAGGAUGACCACUAUUAUGAGCAUAUCAAUUUUUCGGAAGCGGCUGCAUCUCUACCGAUUGUUAAGGUGUAUAGCCCUCAGAGCUCUACGGGCUCCAAUGACGAUGUUAGCCUAAACUCUUCUACAUAUUCCGAUGACAAGGGGGACAACUCCCCAGGCUGUGAAACUGUGCAAUCGACGUACUCGCUCAAACUGAGUAACAAUAACAAUUCAGGAGCUCCAUCUCUGGGGAGAACUGAUUCUUCCUCGUUGACCAAAGUGACGGACAGAAACUCCAAUGGUUCCUUAAAUUCCCCUGUUCUCUCCAGAGACUCCACAUAUUAUGUGUCAUAUGCUCAACGGGUCGCCUCCGAAAUUGUGGAAACGGAAAAAACUUACGUUCACAGCCUUAAGGAGAUUUUAGAGGGUUACAUGAAACACAUCAAGCUGUGUGAGGACAUCAGCCAACAGGACGCAAACAAGCUAUUCGGGAAUUUAAAAGAAAUAUACGAAUUUAACAAAAGUCUAUUGGCUGAGUUGGAUGACUGCGGAGAGGAUCCAGUGGAGGUGGCUCGCUGUUUUGUGGAGAAGAAUGAAGGCUUUGACAUAUACACUGAGUACUGCACCAGUUAUCCAGCGUCAAUGGAAGUGCUGACAAAGUGCAUGAUGCAGCCAACCUUGGCAGAGAAGUUCAAAAGCUGGCAGGCUGCCCUGGGCCACGGUCUUCCCCUGGGAGCAUACCUGCUGAAACCAGUGCAGAGAAUCCUCAAAUAUCACCUUCUGUUACAGAACAUUGUGAAGCACUAUGAGAGUGAUCUGCCAGGGUAUGACACAUUGACGACAGCUCUAGGUCACAUGACACACAUGGCACACCACAUCAACGAGAUGAAGCGGCGUCAUGAGCAUGCAGUACGUGUUCAGGAGGUACAAAGUCAGCUGGAGGAUUACGCUGACGGGCCAGACCUCUCUACCCUAGGGGAGCUUGUACUGGAGGGCAGUUUUCGAUUACUUGGAGCAAAGGCAUCAAGAUCUGUGUUUUUGUUCGAGAAAGGAAUACUGAUUACCAAAAGGAAAGAGGAAGGCACAUUUAGCUGUAAAGUUGUCAUAUUGUGUUCUAACCUGAUGUUAGUGGAGAGCAUACCCAAGGAGCCUCACAGUUUUCAUGUCAUUCCUUUUGACAACACAAAACUACAGUAUACAUUACAGGCACACAGCAUUGAGAUGAAGAGAAAAUGGUGCCAAGAAAUCAAACGUCUGAUUCUGGAGAGCUAUAAGGGUAGAAUACCGGACAAAGUGAAGAGUUUAGUGAUGGGGCUGGGCAGAACAAGAGCAGAAGAGGAGGAGCUUAAUAACCAAGGUCUAAGUCCAGAUCAAGGAGACAAGAAAAGACCGAGACGAAAAUCAGCUAACAUAAUGGAUUUAGUCAAAUUGAAGAAAGCUCACAGAAAGUUGUUUUUCUUAUUUCACUUUUUUCAGAGUGACAAUACUCCACCCAGAUUGGCCCCUGUGAACACUCCUGUUCAGACCGCAGCUGUGACAAGUAGUGGCGGAAGAUCUUUGACCAGACAGAGUAACAAGUCCCUAUCAGGCAGUCGCAGCAUGGACAACCUGUCAGUGUCGGGGAGCCACACUUUGCCACGGAGCAAACUGCCAUCUAAUGGGAAUGGAAGAGAGUCACAUAGCUCAGAUGGCAGAGAAGUCGGUGACACGGACAGUUUGGCUAGUGAGCUGACAUUUGCAGAUCCUAAUGCAGACCCUAAUAUGGUCAGGAGGGCAAAGAGCUUCAAAAUAGCAACUCGGAUGAACCCUGUGAGAUCAAUAGAAAUCAAUGACCAUGAUGAGUCAUCUGGAGAGUCGAUGGAGGUCAGCACUGAUGAAGAAACCCUUGACGACGAUGUUUAUGUUAACUUGGUGUGUAACAACAACAACGGUGACAGUGCUGGUGCUGCAGAUGAUUUCUCGAACCUUAACUACGGUGCCCGUGUCACCAGCAUGCCGUCGCUGAAUGCUGACGUGGAUGAACCAGAUUACGUCAUGGUUCAAUUAAAACCUGAUCAGGGUGUCCCUGUGACAUCACAGUCCCAUCUGUCAGCAUUGACACACAGCGAGACCUCGAAAAGCGCCGAGUGCCUGACAGGCGACGGCUCCAGCGCACAGCGCAGUGAUCUGAUUUACCAGAAUGUGGAAUGCCCCAAAGACAACCAGCUGUCUGUGUCCAGAUCCAGUAGCUAUGACAACCUCAACAAACGCUGGAGCAGCAGUUCAAUAACUGUUGAGGAGGAGGAAGAGGGUAUAGAGGAGGGAAGCUCACCUGCUGUUGUCCCACCCCCUGAUGAAUUUGCUGACCCUGUGCAGGUGCUUAGUCCUGAACCCAAAGUUCCUUCCCCAGACCCGAAACUGGCUGAUCCAUGGGUGCGACAGGCUACCAGUGUGGUGGCAGAGACCGAGGUUACCAAGGGUGACUACUCUGUCUCUUGUUCACAAAAAACACGACAUCAUCAUCCUAUAGGGAAGAGCUUUAGCUUUCCACUUUGUGAUGCUGACACUGCCUGCAGUAUGAGCAAAGAAAAUUUUGAUUGGUUCGUGUAUUCAAACAGAAUUGCAUCUUCCCUGGUAAAACAGUUUAACAAACUUCAGGUGCUUGAGAAACAUGAUCUGAGUCAACGAGGGUCGAAGGCUGCCGUGAAAUACCCAGGCUAUGUAACGGCUGUGGGAGCCACAGAUAAGUAUGACCUUGAACAGAGAAAGGUCAUUGUGCAGUAUGGUACACCCCCAAGGAAUGCCUUCACAGCAGACAAGCUGAAUCAGUAUGCAGCACUCCACAAAGACUGCAAAGCGAGUGCCGACAAAGUCUCUGACAAAUCAUUGCCAGAGUCCAAAAAACAGUCCACCAAAACGCAGUCUUCCUUGUAUUUACCUCAUGCCUGGAAAUCAAAGUUCAAAAUGGACAAAUCAAGGGAUAAAUCUGAAUCUACAGAAGACCCGCAGAAAAUGGUUGAAGAAAUGGAAAAGUAUGCAGCGAGACAUCAGCCUUUGAAAGGUCAUUUGUCCAGUACUGUGAAGUUUCCAUCAAAUUUUGCUUCAGACUUCAAACAGUCACAUGAUAAAAGUGGUUGUUUGAAGCUGCAUGCUGAUAGAAGUGGUGCAAACAAGUCACGCAGUGAGAGAAAUGGCAACUUUAAGUUACUAAGGGAGAGAAAUGGCGACUUUAAACUGCCUAGUGAUAGGAAUGGCGACUCCAAACUGCCUAGUGAUAGGAAUGGUGACUUCAAACUGCCUAGUGUUAGAAAUGGCGACUUCAAACUGCCUAGUGAUAGAACUGGUGACUUCAAGCUGCCUAGUGAUAGAAAUAAUGACUUUAAAUUUGAUAGGAACAGUGAUAGUUGGUCUCAAAAGAGUCGUGAUUCCUUCAGCUCAGGGGGAAAUUUUAUGUCGAGGAGUCGUGAAUCACUGUCUUCUUCCACCAGCAGUUUGAACAAAUUUAAAUCCUCUCAAGAUUCCCUCUCUCUCCAAAGUGCAUCAGAAUCAGAAUCAGGACCGAAAACAUUGCGCUCCAAAUUGAGUCACCUAACAUCAUGGCUGACAGCUCGCCGGCAAUUACCAAAUAUCAACUCCUAUAAUCCAUCCAGGAGUAUGUCAACGGGACAAUAUCAGUCAGCUUUUAACGCGAGGUAUAAACCCCAGGCCCUAGCUGAACAGAAACCCUCCGGAUUUGUCUCCCACCUAACAAAGAUCUACAACUCCCGAGAACAAACCUCGGCACCUCGUACUGUCAUGCCAAAGAAAGUGGAGAGCUCCACCCCUGAAAAGGAAAGUAACUACGCUGCAGUACUUCGUAAGCGAGAACUGGGCAGUCCUGCACUAGGGUCAAGGUUAGCAGCCUUUGCAGGCGCUGCAGAGCCCAAAGUGCGGUCUCUUCCCAGGCAACUGACAGCACCUCCGAACCUGAACAGUGAUAAUGAAACAUGUAGUGAAACGACAUCUGUACAUUCUUUAGACUUUGCCAAAGAAAGAUCUCCAGAGCCUCCCUACAAGAUAGAUUUCCCUUCAAACACAAUCCAGCAGUCCGACUCAGCUGUGUCCAUACAGAGCAGUGUGUCUGCCACUGACACGCCACUCUCCCCCUCCUCGGGAAGGCGGAGCUCUUGUUGUUCGCUCGACUCCUCCACAGACAGUAUUUAUGAGCGUCGUUUCUCGCGCGCUCUUGAAGAACCUGAGGACAAUGUAUUCCGAGACUCUGCAGUAUACAGUGACAUGGACUCCACCUCUAACUAUGCUGUCCCACCCACAGCCUUGUCCCCACCUCGCAAGUCUAUUCGGGAAGUUGUCCAACAGCUAGAGGAGCGAGCGCGUCCCAAACAGCCUGAGGUGCUGGAUGUUAGGCGCAGAGAGCCAGGGCGCACCAUUCAAGAAAAACUGAGAAGUUUACAGGAGAGUGCUCAGUACCAUCGUCGCAGUCAGAAUUUUGAGGAGGAGAUAGAGGGAUUAUCUCGACCACUGCGCGAGUUCCAUCGAUCGUUGGGAUCCAGCCGCUCUAGUGUUGAUCGUGAGGAUCCAGGCUUCACUAUCCGCUACAGCCGUGGAUACCCCGGUCAGGAAGCUGGGGUUAAGAUGACACGGUCAGCAGGAAGGCUGGACCAGCUGGACACUGAUAUACCAACACUGACCACCAUGAAAGGCUGGGUACGUCAGCUGAUCAACAAAUUCCAAGCCGACCAAUGAAAAACAAGGGAUCAAUUUUCCUCAUUCCUGUGUCCAGAUGUGAUCAAGCCUCUGGGAAUUUGUUUUAGUUACACCAUCUGUGUUCAUUGUGGUAGAUGAAGAACUGUUUGUGGACCAGCAAAGGAAUUAACACUAUUAAUGUCGGCUGUCUGAGUGAAUCUAUAUAAAUUAAUAUAUUGGUGCAUGCUAAAGUGGUGGUUGUGUAUGAAAGCUUUACAUUUAGCCAGAGUUCUCUCCCCUGUUUAAUUGGAUCACUCUCGCUUAUAAGUGGCUUGUGAUUUUCUCAAUAUAAACAGAAUAUUUUGAUAAACUUGUAUCCUAGUGGCUGUGUCAAAAUGUAUGUAUUUUUUAUGCAUCUUAAAUUUUGACUAUUUCUUCCAGUAUUGUGACAAUGAAUAUCCACUAAGAAUAUUCACUCUUCCAUUUUGUAUUUUGAACAAACAGUAAAUAAUUUCCAACUGCCAUUUGUACCUUCCAGUGUCUUCCAUCAAAUUUUUUUGAUGAAAUAGCUUCCAUAGUAUAAAUCCCAGGGACAAUUUUCACAAACUUUCGACACAGGGUUCCUCUCAUGGUUCCGGUUGACCUUUUAACAAAGAGUUUAAAAUUGUAUUGUAGCAAGACAAUGGCAAUGUUUGACCCUUGUGCACAAUUACUUGUACUACUUUUCACUGCCUCAGGCAAAAAAGAUGAAAAACUCCAUUUUCUUCUGAAUCGUUCCUUUGAUUACUAUGAUUAUAUAUGAUAGCUUUAUUGUGCUAAAUAUACUUGUAUCGACAUAUUUACAUCUUGUAAAUAGUGUUUGUAUGUUAACUUGUGCUUUUCUCCAUUCAGUUCGUAUUCCGUAAAGUGAUUUGUUAUCAAUAUCCCAGUUGUAUAGACUUUAAAGUUUUUUUGU
Molecule: messenger RNA, 7257 nt
Organism: Liolophura sinensis
Lineage: Eukaryota; Metazoa; Mollusca; Polyplacophora; Chitonida; Chitonidae
Exons: 16
Coding region: 1023-6362 (1779 amino acids)
Molecular function (GO): guanyl-nucleotide exchange factor activity; small GTPase binding
Source: RefSeq, a predicted model, not a curated record